UGGACUACUUCGGCAAGGUGGACCGCGUCUUCACCUCCGACAGGGACUGGGGCCACGGCACGGAGGCGGAGCCCGGGCUCGGCGGCCGGGGGCUCUACUGGCCGCGCGGCAAGGUGGUGGGCGGGUGCUCCUCCUUCAACACGAUGGUGUGGAUGCGCCCGGAGCCCCAGGACCUGCAGCGCUGGGCCGAGCUGAUGCAGGACGAGUCGUGGGGCUACGCGGGGAUGCUGCCGCACUUCCGCCGCGCCGAGGCGCACCCGCUGGCGGCCGAGCGGCCGGACAUCCACGGCGCCGACGGCCCCAUCGCGGUCGCCAGGCUGGAUCACCCGCAGCACAGCCGGGCGGCGCACGAGGCCACGCACGCCUUCGUGGACGCGGCCGUGUCCUUGGGGAUCCCCGCAAACGCCGACUUCGGUGAGGGCCUCCUCGGUGCGGGCAUCAACGACGUGAGCGCGGCGGGCGGCCGCCGCUGCAGCGCGGCGGCCUACCUCCAGCGGGCGGGCGCGUGCCCCACGGCGGGGGCGCGCACCGCCCGCGCCGGCAACCUGGAGGCCGCGCCGCCACGCAGGCCACCCGCGUGCUGUUCGCUCCCGGCGGCGGCGCCGCCGGUUUGCCGCGCGCUGUGGGGCUGGAGGUCUGCGAGGAUGCCCACGGAGAGGGCCGGCGCCGCCGCAGGGUGCUGGCGCGGCGGGAGGUGA
Messenger RNA from Prorocentrum cordatum, 698 nucleotides. Lineage: Eukaryota; Dinophyceae; Prorocentrales; Prorocentraceae. The record is from the annotation of a GenBank genome assembly.